AUGGCAGAUGACGUGGAUCAGCAACAAACUACCAACACCGUACAAGAGCCCCUGGAUCGCAUCAGGCUCAGCCUGGAGGAGCGAAUCGAUGCGAAAAUGAGAAAUGACAGAGAGGCUCAAGGCAGAUUACAUGCUUAUGAUCUGCACUUAAAUGUGAUAUUGGGAGAUGUGGAAGAAACUGCGGCAACUAUAGAAACUGAAGGAAAAACACGUGAAGAGAUAUCUAAAUCAACAAAACAGAAUAUUCCGAUGCUCUCUGUCUGGGGAGGUGGUGUUGUGCUGGUUGCCCCGCAUUGA
This is a messenger RNA of Phacochoerus africanus (Common warthog), 297 nucleotides long. RefSeq names its product U6 snRNA-associated Sm-like protein LSm3. Gene Ontology annotation, cellular component: catalytic step 2 spliceosome; U4/U6 x U5 tri-snRNP complex; U6 snRNP. NCBI's taxonomy places the organism in Eukaryota, Metazoa, Chordata, Mammalia, Artiodactyla, Suidae. Gene Ontology annotation, biological process: mRNA splicing, via spliceosome; P-body assembly. Gene Ontology annotation, molecular function: RNA binding. The record is from RefSeq and is a predicted model, not a curated record. Bases 1 to 297 code for a protein of 98 amino acids. The transcript has a single exon.